Messenger RNA from Penicillium daleae, 1857 nucleotides. Its product is annotated as putative topoisomerase family protein TRF4. Gene Ontology annotation, cellular component: nucleolus; TRAMP complex. Lineage: Eukaryota; Fungi; Ascomycota; Eurotiomycetes; Eurotiales; Aspergillaceae. The transcript is spliced from 3 exons. The record is from RefSeq and is a predicted model, not a curated record. Gene Ontology annotation, molecular function: poly(A) RNA polymerase activity; mRNA binding. The coding region runs from base 1 to 1857 and encodes 618 amino acids. Gene Ontology annotation, biological process: RNA 3'-end processing.
AUGCCUCCUCCAUUUCAGUUCCGAGGGAAUGGCCCUCCCAGAGGCCCUCGUGGCCAAAACUCGAAACCAGAAUUCACAUUUCGUCCCCCACCGCGUCCAAUCUCAGAACGGCCAUUGUUGAGAGGUAUGAGGGAGGCAACCCCGGAGCUGCUGUUCCCUGAAACGGGACCCAAGCCUGCUCCGAAGUUCGCUUCCCUCGAUGACCUAAGUGACAGCGAAGAAGCAGAAAUGGAUCUCUCUGAUGACGAGGAGUCUGAGUCUGAGGCGCGUCCACGGAAAAAGCGUGUUGUUGCCUUGGACGGUAACGUCGAAUCUGCCCAGCCCAUACUCGCAGCGAUCCCUGCGCCCGCACCUCCCGCGCCCAAGUGGUCCAACCCUGAUCCCUACACUUCGCUUCCUCCUCCAGAUGAGAGUCAACACAAGCGCGUUGAUGUGGUCAAACUAAUCAGGAAAGCGCGACUCGCUGCUGCCCCCGCACAACCUAAAGUGAACGAUGCCGUCGUCGACAAUGUGGACUUUAUCUCACUCGGCGCAGUCGGUGACGAUACCAAGCCGGAGAACCAACCACCUAAGAAUGCACCCAAGGGCCCCAAGGGGAUGGAAAUAAAAGAGUCUGCUGCUGCGUCUCGCAAGCGCACUCGAGAUGACCUGCCCAAGCCGCUGACCACAAAGACUGGAAAGCCACUGCGACGGUUCAAGAUGGACGCAUCGAUUCUGGAUGAUUGGAUGCCCCUGGAGGACCAAAACCCCACACCAUGGAUAAACUCAGUCACCCCGUUGAAUGUGGCGACCAGACUCCACAACGAGAUCCUUGCGUUCUACAACUGGGUCAAGCCACAUCAUUUUGAGCAGAUUGUCCGCCAAGAUAUCGUGGAUCGGCUCGAGCGAGCGUUCCAGAAGCGCUACUCUGGCGUGCAGAUUCACGCAUUCGGAUCCUUUGCAUCCGGAUUGUAUCUUCCCACUGCCGAUAUUGAUCUCGUCCUUCUCUCCACCUCUUUCAUGAAGACAGGUAUCCGGGCGUUUGGUGAAAGAAAGGGUCAGGUUUACGCGUUUGCGGGCUUCGUCAGGACCUCGGGCCUCGCUGUCGAUGGCACCGUUGAGGCCAUCGCAGGUGCGCGAGUGCCUAUCCUUAAAUGGGUUGAUAGAUUGACUGGUCUGCGCGUCGAUCUGUCCUUUGACAAUGAUAGUGGUCUGCUCGCCAAUAGAACUUUCCAAGAGUGGAAGGGACAGUACCCUGCAAUGCCCGUCAUUGUUUCUGUCAUCAAGCAGUUCCUGCUUCUUCGAGGCUUGAAUGAAGUUCCCACGGGUGGUCUCGGUGGAUUCUCAAUCACCUGUAUUGUGACAAGCCUUCUUCAACACAUGCCAAGAAACCAGGAGCGUAACAUUGGCAGUCUCUUGCUGGACUUUUUCCACUUUUAUGGGCGGGUCUUUAACUUUGAGAACACUGGCAUUCGCAUGAAUCCUCCGGGGUAUUACAACAAGGUCUUCGAGAACAGAGAUCGUCUAUCGAUCGAGGACCCGAACAAUUCCGCCAACGACAUCUCCGGCGGUACCAAGGAAAUCUCUUUGAUUUUUAGAGCAUUCCGCCACGCGUAUUGGAGCCUCAAGGACCGAGUCGACUGGAUGAAUGACAACAACCAAGAUGCCAGUAUCUUGGAAGCCAUCAUCGCCGCCAAUUACGAUGAGUACAUCGAACAAAGACACCAGCUUCGUCAUGUCUUCGAUACCGCUCCUCAGUUUGCGAGGUACCGACAGCCUCCUCCUCCACCGCCCCCUCUUCCCGUCGGAGAGUCCCCUCCCCCUCCUCCUCCCACCGGGCCUCGAAGCAUGCGCUCUGCUCCAGGCGUGCGAGCGUAA